AUGAUAGAUGCCUGCGAUAUCUAUUUGGAAUUGCGUUUCAGUUCCAGUGUACGUAGCAUAGCCUCAUUUAUGUUUGUAAUGGACGAGAUAUUUUUCCUGCCUAUAAUUCUCUAUGUGCCGUCAAUUGCAUUUAAUCAAGUCACAGGCGUGAACAUUUACGUUAUAAGUGGCAUCAUUUGUGUGGUUUGCGUGAUUUACACAUUGAUUGUAAGUAUAGGUGUGUGUGUGUGUAUACAAGUGGAUAUAAUAAACUAUAAUUGGUUUUUUUAUGUACAUAAGUCUAUGUGUACAUUAGACUGGUUCAAAAAAUCCAAUUUUUGGUUUUCAAAAUCCCUUGUGAAUUAUUUUCGGGACAGUGAAAAAAAACGCUUGUCAAAAGCGCAGCUCAUCGUGAUUUUCUAUAUUUAACUUGACGACAAUUUAGGUUAAGUGAUUUUUUUAAUGAAAAUUAUUAUGGUAUUCAGUGAUAAGUUUUAACAUUCGACUUUAACAUUGAGGAAUUUGAAACUUUUCGCUCAUUCGGAUAUUGACUUAAAAUAGUUAUCAAAUUUCAAAAUUAAAAAAUUAGUUUCCUCUGCUAUUUAUGUAUAUGGAAAACAGAAAUUCGCAAUCAGCGACUGUAAAUCUCAAUAUUUAUUAGAAUUAUUUACAAGGGAUUGGAAAAAAUGUAGAUUUGAACAGUAGACAUUAGAGAAAAAUGUAGAUCGAUUAGACCAGUCUAAUGAGGAUCUUACUUACAUAUUGGAAGUAUGUAUUCACAUAAAAAUUGUUAGGAACAACAAUGUAACCUUUUAUAUAAAUUCAUUGUUGUAGUUUUAUUCUUUAUUUCUUUAAACUGUAAUGGAAAAACAUUAAAGAUAAAAGAUUUGAGAGCAAUAUCAUAAUCGAUAUCUUAUUCAAUGCUAACAACGUUACAAGAGAAACCAAAUUACAAAAAGGGGACGUAGUGCAAAGCCAAUGAAAACUUUUUGGACACGUUCAAUUCGACUUAUGUGACAAGCAUGAUAAGGUAUCCAAUAGGGUGGUCCAAAAACCAAAGUUUAUUUUAGAGACCAAGGAACCCUCCAAUUUUGUUACAUAUAA
This is a messenger RNA of Rhagoletis pomonella (apple maggot), 1083 nucleotides long. Its product is annotated as sodium-coupled monocarboxylate transporter 1-like. The transcript is spliced from 4 exons. The record is from RefSeq and is a predicted model, not a curated record. Bases 1 to 408 code for a protein of 135 amino acids. Gene Ontology annotation, molecular function: symporter activity. Lineage: Eukaryota; Metazoa; Arthropoda; Insecta; Diptera; Tephritidae. Gene Ontology annotation, biological process: sodium ion transport.